GGGGGAAAAAAUACAAAUAUUUGCAAGACCAAGUGCAAGUGGCAAGUGAGGUGAAACCUACCCACAGGUUAAAUAUUCCCGGGUGUAAUCAGGUGAAUACAGAGAGAGGCGGGCAGAAUGGGCUUGAACAAGCGCGAUAAGCAGGCGAAGCUGAACAGUCAGAGUCUGAUCGACGCGGAACGAUCGCAUCUGACGACGUCGUCGACGACGACGGUUACAUCGGUUGACCAUGGUUCGAUCGCGCUCCCACUGGAAUCGCUGGCCGUAAGUUCGACGACGACCACGGGCGGAACCAGCCGGGACUCGAACUCGAAGCAACAGUCGAGCUCGGAGACGGUUCGUAAGUCGUCCACCGCCAGCCGGGCCAGUGCCAGUGAGGAACGCUCGUCGUCGUCGUCGACGUCGGUCCAGGAGCAGAAGUUCAGUACGGUGAGCAGUGUGCGCAGUGCGGCCAGCAAGUCGAAACAGAUCGAUAACAUCAUCGAGGAGAUCCGACACAUCGCGAGCGAUACGAUCGACGCGACGGAGAUGAUCGGCACGACGGUGGGGGGAUCGGGCAAAGUGUCACAGCGAACGGUACUGGUGUCCAGUGGGGGUGGUAGCACGAAGGAAUCCUUCGCCCGGGAAACCGCUGCUGCCUCGAGCGAUCAAAAUAGUCAGCAGCAGGAAGUGAUAACGACCAUCGGGCCGAGCAAGAUCGAGAUCAGCAAGAUGGCUCUCGACGCGAACGUGCACAACAACAGCAACGUGAUCAGCAGCAAUAAAGUCGUGCAGAGCAGUGCCAUAACGAAAAUGGAACAACAGUCACAGUCGUCCCACAGCAGUGCCACGAGCAGCAGUGAGAAGGUUGUGUCCGAAUCCAGUGCAAUCUCCAGCUCGCAGAUGCACGAUCACUCGUCGCAGUCGUCGAGCAACGUUGUGCAAUCGUCGAGCAAAAGCGAGCAAUCGUCGAGCCAAUCGUCGAAGGCGACCAAAAUGUCCUCUUCCUCGACGUCCUCGUCGUCGACGUCGGCGAAGAACGCCCACAGCACACUGCAGGCGUCAUCGUCGGAAGCAUUCCAUUCCACCGGAGGUGGCACACAGUUCACACAGAUAGCGUCGGGGCUCGAUCGGCAGGAUGGUUCACUACGUGCCACCUCCGUGCUGCCGGAUCAUUCCACCUUCGAUCAGAAAACAUUCCAGCUGGUAGGGGACGGCGGUAAAACACGCCAGCACGUCGACAGCCAGCGGUACUCGAUGGCCCAGAGUCAGGCACCGACGACGAAGGUUAUGUACGAUGCGGCCGGCAACCAGAUUACGAGCACCUCCUCGUCGUACCAGGCGGCCCAAGGCUACAGUACCACCUCGUCAUCGUUCCAGAGCACCGGCGACGGUGCGGACAAGCUGGCAGCCCAGUCAUCGGACGUGUUGAGGGUGAAAAACUCCCAAGCGGGUACCACCGCCACCUCGACCAACACGUCGUCCACGCGACGUGCCGACCAGCAUGUGUCCACCAGCUCGUCCACCAACGUCAGCUCGUCAACGAGCGCCCUCAACACCACCAAGGAGACCGCCAUCAUCGAUUCGACGACGCUGGAAAACUACAACCGAGCGCUGGAAGCGGCCACCAGCACCACCGGACAACAUUCCAACCAUAUGCUCGCGAAAACGGAAUCGGCGCACACCGUCGCUAGCCUGUCGUCGGUGCACGAUUCGCUGGCCGGCACCAUCCAGAGCACGCAGCUGGUCACCGAGUCGGCGCAAAGCCAGGCCGACAGCAGCCAUCACGCGGCGUCGACGAAAACGUACGAAACCGCUUCGCACUACGCGCAGAUGGACGAGGAAAGCCGCUCCCGGCGCAAGACGUCCGAGUAUCGGGAGCAGCGCGAGUCCAACUCAGCUAUCGUGAAGCGAAAGACGUACGACGAGCACGGUCGCCGGUUGAACCUGAUCGACGAGAAGAUCGUCCCGAAGGACGUCGUGACGGGCGACCUGCAGGACGACGUACGGAACGUGACGAAAACGUCCUUCGAGGCGAAGCUGUUCAACCCGAAGCUGAAGCGCUGGGAGCUGGUCGACCAGAAGACCAUUCUGGAGCAGGACGUCACCACCGACAUUCCGGCGGAGAUCGUCAAGGAGCUGGAGGUGGAGCGGCCCGAGCUGGCCAACAUUACGACCACCAUUCAGCUCACCAAGGUGUACGAUGCAAAGACAAAGCAGUGGAAAACGAUCGACCAGAAGAAGCACAUCGAUGUGCUGGAGAAGAUCACCUUCCUCGAGGAAAGUUCCGGGCGCUCGGAGCUCGACGAAUCGGAGCGUAUUAAGAACCUCAAGUCGAUGGACAUGGUGGAUCGUGUGACGAUUAAGGAAGUGAACGAUCGGAGCGCGUCCACCAAACGCAAGGACGAACGGACCGCCCAGGAGCAGUGCAUCUGCGAAAUCUGUACUUGCGGUCGUCAUAACUGCUACAAUUGUGGAGGUGGCACUGCGACGUCUCAAACUAAAUCUUCUAAAUACACCACUAUGAGCAAUUCGGAGAAUUUUUACCAACAAGAAAAUUUCGCAUCUGAGCUCAACGAACAAUCAUCCACCGUUCGAAGGGGUACGUGGACCAAAGAAGAUGCGGAACAACACCAAAUCCGUAGGGAGUCGUACACUAUCGAGCAUAGCAGUACUGACCAAGAAGCGACGGCGCGCAGACUAACAUGGACGAAGGAAGAUUUUGAGAAAGCAGACAUCACAAAACUUAAAACUGACUAUGAGAGGCCCAAACCGAUCCGUCAUGAGGAUAAUCUGAAACCGGAAGGUGACUUCCAUGUGCCUGAUCGUGCAGGAUAUACACCGGUUGAGCGACCAAAGCCGAUACGACCUGAUGACAAUUUACGGCCGGAAGGCGCAUUCACAACUCCAGAGAAAAGCGAAUAUCGUCCCGCGGAACGACCGAAACAGAUCAGGCCACAGGAUAACCUCAAACCAGAAGGAGAAUUCGAACGCCCUGAAAAACCGACUGUUGGAAAAGCUGAACGUUCAAAGCCAGUUCGUCACGAUGACAAUUUGCGUCCGGAAGGAGACUUCGAACGUCCGGAAAAGUCCCCUUUCAGACCGGCCGAACGUCCGAAGCAGAUUAAACCUGAGGACAAUCUUCGUCCCGAAGGAGACUUCCAGAGUCCAGAUCGUCCAACAUAUCAACCAGCCGAGCGUCCGAAGCAGGUCCGUCCAGAGGAUAACUUACGUCCCGAAGGAGAGUUUUCUACUCCAGAAAAAACUCCAUUCAGAUCUGCCGAGCGUCCUAAGCAGAUAAGACCCGAGGAUAACCUUCGUCCGGAAGGAGACUUCGAGCGUCCCGAAAAAUCUCCCUUCAGACCAGCUGAACGUCCUAAGCAAGUGCGUCCAGAAGAUAACCUUCGUCCUGAAGGAGACUUCCAGGCCCCGGAUCGUCCUCAAUAUCAGCCUGGACAACGUCCUAAGCCAGUUCGUCACGAUGACAACCUGCGUCCUGAAGGAGAGUUCGAUCGCCCAGAAAAGUCCCCCUUCAAACCAGCCGAGCGUCCGAAGCAAGUACGCCCAGAGGAUAAUCUUCGUCCGGAAGGAGACUUCGAACGUCCCGAAAAAUCUCCAUUCAGACCAGCCGAGCGUCCGAAGCAAGUACGUCCGGAAGAUAACCUUCGUCCUGAAGGAGACUUCCAGACCCCGGAUCGUCCUCAAUAUCAGCCUGGAGAACGUCCUAAGCCAGUUCGUCACGAUGACAAUCUGCGUCCUGAAGGCGAGUUCGAUCGCCCAGAAAAGACUCCUUUCAGACCAGCCGAGCGUCCGAAGCAGGUUCGACCGGAGGACAAUCUUCGUCCGGAAGGCGAGUUCUCUACUCCAGAGAAGCCUCAGUAUAGACCAGCCGAGCGUCCCAAACAGGUUCGUCCUGAGGAUAACUUACGCCCCGAAGGAGAUUUCGAGAAACAAGAUAAGCCGCAAUACCGACCUGCAGAUCGUCCGAAGCAAGUACGACCUCAAGAUAAUUUGAAGCCAGAAGGAGAAUUCGAAAGACCUCAACCUACGAUUGUUGGAAAGGCUGAGCGAGCUCAAAUCAUUCGCCAUGAGGACAAUCUUUACAUGGAAGGUAACUUUGAACGAACGGAGAAAACGGUUUACAUAUCUGGAGAACGUUCGAAGCCUAUACGCCACGACGACAACCUGCGUCCUGAAGGAGACUUUGAUCGUCCAGAAAAGACUCCGUUUAGGCCAGCCGAGCGUCCGAAGCAGGUUCGACCGGAGGACAAUCUUCGUCCGGAAGGCGAUUUCUCUACUCCGGAGAAGCCUCAAUAUAGAUCGGCUGAGCGUCCGAAGCAGGUUCGUCCUGAGGAUAAUCUUCGUCCUGAAGGAGACUUCGAGCGUCCUGAGAAAUCUCCAUUCAGACCAGCCGAGCGUCCGAAGCAGGUGCGUCCGGAAGAUAACCUUCGUCCUGAAGGAGACUUCCAGACCCCGGAUCGUCCUCAAUAUCAGCCUGGAGAACGUCCUAAACCAGUUCGUCACGAUGACAAUCUGCGUCCUGAAGGAGACUUCGAUCGUCCAGAAAAGACUCCUUUCAGACCAGCCGAGCGUCCGAAGCAAGUUCGACCGGAGGACAAUCUUCGUCCGGAAGGCGAGUUCUCUACCCCGGAGAAACCUCAGUAUAGACCAGCUGAGCGUCCGAAGCAGGUUCGUCCUGAGGAUAACUUGCGCCCUGAAGGAGAUUUCGAGAAACAAGAUAAGCCGCAAUAUCGACCUGCAGAUCGUCCGAAGCAAGUACGACCUCAAGAUAAUUUGAAGCCAGAAGGAGAAUUCGAAAGACCUCAACCUACGGUUGUUGGAAAGGCUGAGCGAGCUCAAAUCAUUCGCCAUGAGGACAAUCUGUACAUGGAAGGUAACUUUGAACGAACGGAGAAAUCGGUUUACAUAUCUGGAGAACGUUCGAAGCCUAUACGCCACGACGACAACCUGCGUCCAGAAGGAGAAUUCGAUCGUCCAGAAAAGACUCCGUUUAGACCAGCCGAGCGUCCGAAGCAGGUGCGUCCGGAAGAUAACCUUCGCCCUGAAGGAGACUUCCAGGCCCCGGAUCGUCCUCAAUAUCAGCCUGGAGAACGUCCUAAGCCAGUUCGUCAUGAUGAUAAUCUUCGUCCUGAAGGAGACUUCGAUCGUCCAGAAAAGACUCCGUUUAGACCCGCCGAGCGUCCGAAACAGGUUCGACCGGAGGACAAUCUUCGUCCUGAAGGGGAGUUCUCUACUCCUGAGAAGCCUCAGUAUAGAUCUGCUGAGCGUCCGAAGCAGGUUCGUCCUGAGGAUAACUUACGCCCAGAAGGAGAUUUCGAGAAACAAGAUAAGCCGCAAUACCGACCUGCAGAUCGUCCGAAGCAAGUACGACCUCAAGACAAUCUGAAACCAGAAGGAGAAUUCGAAAGACCUCAACCUACGGUUGUUGGAAAGGCUGAGCGAGCUCAAAUCAUUCGCCAUGAGGACAAUCUUUACAUGGAAGGUAACUUUGAACGAACGGAGAAAACGGUUUACAUAUCUGGAGAACGUUCGAAGCCUAUACGCCACGACGACAACCUGCGUCCUGAAGGAGACUUCGAUCGUCCAGAAAAGACUCCGUUUAGGCCAGCCGAGCGUCCGAAGCAGGUUCGACCGGAGGACAAUCUUCGUCCGGAAGGCGAGUUCUCUACUCCUGAGAAGCCUCAAUAUAGAUCGGCUGAGCGUCCGAAGCAGGUACGCCCAGAGGAUAAUCUUCGUCCGGAAGGAGACUUCGAGCGUCCUGAGAAAUCUCCAUUCAGACCAGCCGAGCGUCCGAAGCAGGUGCGUCCAGAAGAUAACCUUCGUCCUGAAGGAGACUUCCAGGCCCCGGUUCGUCCUCAAUAUCAGCCUGGAGAACGUCCUAAGCCAGUUCGUCACGAUGACAAUCUGCGUCCUGAAGGCGAUUUCGAUCGCCCAGAAAAGACUCUUUUCAGACCAGCCGAGCGUCCGAAGCAGGUUCGUCCCGAAGACAAUCUUCGUCCUGAAGGCGAAUUUUCUACUCCAGAGAAGCCUCAGUAUAGGUAUGCUGAACGUCCGAAGCAGGUUCGUCCUGAGGAUAACCUUCGUCCCGAAGGAGACUUCGAGCGACCAGAGAAGUCUCCAUUCAGACCAGCUGAUCGUCCGAAGCAAGUACGUCCAGAGGAUAAUCUUCGUCCUGAAGGAGACUUCGAGAAACAAGAUAAGACGCAAUACCGACCUGCUGAGCGUCCGAAGCAAGUACGACCUCAAGAUAAUUUGAAGCCAGAAGGAGAAUUCGAAAGACCUCAACCUACGGUUGUUGGAAAAGCUGAGCGAGCUCAAAUCAUUCGCCAUGAGGACAAUCUUUACAUGGAAGGUAACUUUGAACGAACGGAGAAAACGGUUUACAUAUCUGGAGAACGUUCGAAGCCUAUACGCCACGACGACAACCUACGUCCUGAAGGAGACUUCGAUCGUCCAGAGAAGACUCCGUUUAGACCCGCCGAGCGUCCGAAGCAGGUUCGACCGGAGGACAAUCUUCGACCUGAAGGGGAGUUCUCUACUCCUGAGAAGCCUCAGUAUAGAUCGGCUGAGCGUCCGAAGCAGGUACGACCUGAGGAUAAUCUUCGUCCGGAAGGAGACUUCGAGCGUCCUGAAAAAUCUCCAUUCAGACCAGCCGAGCGUCCGAAGCAGGUUCGACCAGAGGAUAACCUGCGUCCUGAAGGCGAAUUCUCAACGCCUGAGAAGCCUCAGUAUAGACCGGCUGAGCGUCCGAAGCAAGUACGUCCUGAGGAUAAUCUUCGCCCGGAAGGAGACUUCGAGCGUCCAGAGAAAUCUCCAUUCAGACCAGCCGAGCGUCCAAAGCAAGUACGUCCGGAAGAUAACCUUCGCCCUGAAGGAGACUUCCAGAGCCCCGAUCAGUUCGAUCGCCCUGAAAAGACUCCGUUUAGACCAGCUGAGCGACCCAAGCAGGUUCGUCCCGAAGACAAUCUUCGUCCGGAAGGGGAGUUCUCUACGCCCGAGAAGCCUCAGUACAGAUCUUCGGAACGUCCUAAGCAAGUACGUCCUGAGGAUAAUCUUCGUCCGGAAGGAGAUUUUGAACGUCCUGAGAAAUCUCCAUUCAGACCAGCCGAGCGUCCGAAGCAAGUGCGUCCGGAAGAUAACCUUCGCCCUGAAGGAGACUUCCAGAGCCCCGAUCGUCCUAAAUAUCAGCCAGGAGAACGUCCUAAGCCAGUUCGUCACGAUGACAAUCUGCGUCCUGAAGGAGAGUUCGAUCGCCCUGAAAAGACUCCGUUUAGACCAGCUGAGCGACCCAAGCAGGUGCGUCCGGAAGAUAACCUUCGUCCGGAAGGAGAGUUCUCUACUCCUGAGAAGCCUCAGUAUAGACCAGCAGAGCGACCCAAGCAGGUGCGUCCGGAAGAUAACCUUCGUCCGGAAGGAGAGUUCUCUACUCCUGAGAAGCCUCAAUAUAAAUCUGCUGAGCGACCGAAACAGGUUCGCCCUGAGGAUAAUCUUCGUCCGGAAGGAGACUUUGAGCGACCUGAAAAAUCUCCAUUCAGACCAGCCGAACGUCCGAAGCAGGUACGUCCGGAAGAUAACUUGCGUCCUGAAGGAGACUUCCAGAGUCCAGAUCGUCCUAAAUAUCAGCCUGGAGAACGUCCUAAGCCAGUUCGUCACGAUGACAAUCUGCGUCCUGAAGGAGAGUUCGAGCGUCCAGAGAAGUCUCCCUUCAGACCAGCUGAGCGACCCAAGCAGGUGCGUCCGGAAGAUAACCUUCGUCCGGAAGGAGACUUUGAGAAGCAAGAUAAACCGCAAUUCCGACCUGCAGAGCGUCCGAAGCAAGUACGACCUCAAGACAAUCUGAAACCAGAAGGAGACUUCGAUCGUCCCAAACCAACGACGGUUGGUAAAGCGGAGCGGGCGCAGAUUGUCAAGCAUGAAGAUAACUUGCGCGUGGAGGGAACAUUUGAAAGGGUGGAGAAAACCGUAUUCGUAUCUGGCGAGCGUCCGAAACCGAUCAAACCGGAUGAUAACCUCCGCCCGGAGGGUGAUUUUACGACACCAGAGAAGCAACAGUAUCGUCCGGCAGAUAGGCCUAAACAAAUCAAACCACAGGACAACCUUCGCCCAGAGGGCGACUUCGAGAGGCCACAGAAAUCCACCGUCGGACCAGGUGAACGACCGAAGCCGAUCAAACACGAUGACAACCUGCGCCCGGAGGGAGCGUUCGAACGGCCUGAAAAGGCAACAUUCAAACCAGCGGAGCGUCCGAAGCAAAUCCGCCCCGAGGAUAACUUGCGCACCGAGGGAGACUUUGAGAAGCCCGAGAAGCCUCAGUUCCGCCCGGCGGAGCGCCCCAAGCAGGUGAAACCGCAAGACAAUCUGCACAUCGAAGGCACCUAUAACUCGUUCAAGGAGUACAACGAGCUAAAGCAACAAAAGGAAGCCGUACUGAAGGAGGUACACGAGCCGGGCAUCGCCGAUGGUGCAGUGCUCGUCACGACCCAGACCGUCACCACAAUCCUCAAGGGAGACAAAAAGACCCCAACAGGGAAACAGAUGACCACCACCGAGGUGCACGAUCAUCAUACAGCCCGUUCGGAGUCGGAGUCCGUUAAACACACCAGCCACAGUGAAUCCCACCAGCAAAGCCAUCGUAGCAGUGAGCAGGUCGCUUCCAGUUCUACCGCCGUCAACCGAGCGCACCGCACUGAAGCCAGUACCAACGAUACCAGCGAUCGCCGCACCACACAGCAACGAUCCACCACGAGCCACACGCAAUUGAUUCAAGACGUUUCGGACCGAAAUAUUAACGAAUCGAACAUCCACGAUAGCCACCAGCGCACGAUGGUUAAUGGAAAAACGGUGGCCAACGGAGUGUCUUCCCAGCAGGUCACCAGUCACAGUGUCAAGUCAUCAUCGUCCAGCUCCAAAAUACACCAGUCAAGCAGCUCUUCGAUUCAGCAGCAGCAGCAGCAAUCCACCAUGAGCAGCAUCUCUUCUCAGAGCGCCUCACAUCAGCUGCACCAUGGAGAAGAUCACCACAUCCGAGCAAAUGGCACGAACAUCAUGCAACCGCAUGGUGGACCUGGUUCUGACUCAAUACAGCAACAUUCCCGCGAGCAAGUAACGGGCUCGCACGUGUCCUCGUCGAGCGCCCGAGUGGUCGUCGAUGGAAAGGUGGUUACCGACAAGUCGGCCUCUUCGAAGCACGCAACAGAGAAACUGGCCGUCGAUGGGGUAGUGGUUACGGACAAGAGCUUCACCGAGCGACAGCAGGCCGGUUUCGAUGGCAUGGAGAGCAUUCAAGGCUCGCAGACCACAAGGGGACACAGUGUCCAGGGAACGAACAAUAUCAUACACGGCACGACAAACGCCUCUUCCACCACCGGCAGUCAGUCGACGAAGAAAUCUCAAAGCCAGUCCCGAUCGACAAACAACAUUACUCAUACCGAGAGCGUAAAUGGACACUCGGUGCAACGGAACGGAACCAGUGGCUCCUCGGCCCAUGUGGCUUCCUCUUCCGGUCAACAGGUGACGGAAACGCAGGUGAAGAAGUUGAUCGGUGGAAAAUGGGUCACAAGAACCAUCAAAACGGAAGGCAAGUCGUCCACUAGUCAGCAGCACGGACUAGAGCAGGGAAGUGUUGCGCAGAACCGCUCUCUGGUAGGCGAGACCGGUGGAGCUAUGGUUACGAAUCAGCAGCAACAUCACAGCACGGUCUCUGCCUCGGAGAUGCACGCUACUUCGUCCAGCUCCUCAUCGGUUAGCAAGUCUCAAUCGAGCAGCACGAUUGUCAGCGAGAAGAUGGUCCAACGAGGAGUUCGCACAACCGAUGCGACCACCCCGUCCGCCGGAUCACCUUCCGCGCGGCCUGGGGCUCGUGGAAGCUCCAGCAUCGUGCUGGGUGAGUCCACCGUCGACGGUGCGUCCUCGAAGCGGCAACAACAGUCUUCGACCACUACUCGGCUGAUUGGUGGAAAAAUCGUACACGUUGCCAACGAUGGCAACAACAAUAUGUCGGCGGCGGCCGGAAAAUCAUCCACGAUCGGGACGGCUAGCACUACCGCACAUUCCACGGUGGAUCGCUCGUCAAGCAAGCUGUCCACCGCCACCUCGAACGUGGUGCAAUCAAGCAGCCAUCUGGCAUCGACGGCUUCCUCGAUCGGACAGCAACAGUCUUCUUCGCACAAUCGGAAGAACACGUUCGCUUCCUCGGAGAACGUCAACAACUCGAUCCUUUGCCGCCCGGCGCAAACGUCCACCACCUCCGGCUCGACCGUGCACGGUGCCAACGGUGCCAUCGGUGGCAUGAGCGUGUCGGCGACCGCCCAGCGCAAGAGCAUCUCCAACCUGAACGACAACGCCAUCUACUCCACGACGAACCGCACCAGCUACAGCUCGCUCCAUCGGCGCGAGAAGGAAUCGGCCGAGGCACGGAUGCAGAACUACGUGAAGACGCUCGAGACGGGCACCAUCACGAAUCGCACGGUGCGCGGACAGCCCUGCCCACCGCCGUCGUUGGCCGGCACGGGACUCGCCAGUGGCGGUGGGGGUCGCGUAUCCUCGCUCAACACCUCCACCACAAGCUCGUCGGCGUCGGCAAAUCAGAAGCAAAUCCGGGACUACCACUCGGCCAUGAACGUGACGCGCAGCUCGACCAAGGCCAACGCGUCCAGCAUCUCGUUCGGUGACGACAAGUUCCACGGUUCCAGCUCGUACAAGGUGCAGUACAUCCAGCAGCACGAGGGACGCUGCCCGGCGGCUGCCCACGACAAUCUUAAGCUGUCCAAGGUCACCAAACAGCACACGUACUACGUGCGGGAUCAGAAGUAAACCCGGAGGCCGGA
Anopheles coustani is the source of this 10826-nucleotide messenger RNA. It is a transcript of the gene Sdb, whose product is annotated as microtubule-associated protein futsch. Bases 118 to 10812 code for a protein of 3564 amino acids. Gene Ontology annotation, biological process: microtubule anchoring. NCBI's taxonomy places the organism in Eukaryota, Metazoa, Arthropoda, Insecta, Diptera, Culicidae. The record is from RefSeq and is a predicted model, not a curated record. The transcript is spliced from 15 exons. Gene Ontology annotation, cellular component: axonemal microtubule; ciliary basal body; centriole. Gene Ontology annotation, molecular function: microtubule binding.